Messenger RNA from Hibiscus syriacus, 1883 nucleotides. RefSeq lists its product as uncharacterized. Bases 1 to 1143 code for a protein of 380 amino acids. The record is from RefSeq and is a predicted model, not a curated record. Lineage: Eukaryota; Viridiplantae; Streptophyta; Magnoliopsida; Malvales; Malvaceae. The transcript is spliced from 4 exons.
AUGGCGGAAGCUAAAGGGGACGACUACGACUGGUUUUCAGAAGUUCUGAAAGCCGUUAACAAGGGAUUCGACGAUUCCGAUGAGGUGGUGGUCGUCUGUGAAGUCAACCCUAAUAAGAAGUCAAAAUCACGGAACUCGUCGGUCAGGAAGAAUGUUAAUGUAGAAGACGAUGAUUGUAUCGUUUUGGAAGGUGACCUAGAAAAGGUGGUGACCGACGUUAACGAUAACCAUGAAGAUUCCGAUGAGUUGUUUAUUGUCGGCCAAAAAGGGCAGGUUGCAUGCAGAGAUUUCCCCCAUCCACGGCAUGAUUGUGCUAAAUUUCCUUUCAGAUCAACCUCACAUGAACAGCACUGUGAACUGUGUCAUUGCUUUGUUUGCGACAUGCAAGCACCAUGUUGUUAUUGGGGCUCGGGUAUCUCUAGCACCGAUCAUUGUCAUGCCACUGAUAAAGAGGAGAUUUGGAAGACUCUGCGGAAGAAUAUCAGGCUUGGGAGAAAUGUUUCUGCACCUCCUGUCACUUCUCGUUCUACAGUAGUGCCCCAACAAGCUCCUCGACGUGAUAUUAUUCGGUUGACAACACAAAAUCACGUUUCUAGACCAACUCCUACUGUCACUUCUCAUUGUACAGUAGUGCCCCAACGGAAUCAAGUGCCACAUCGGGACAAUAUUCAAUUGAAUACAAAAAAUCAUGUUUCUAGACCAACUCCAGUUCAAGCUUCUGGGAACUGCAUACCACAAGAUCAUGACUUGAUGCCAUCCAUAAUUCGUGGUUCUUCAUCAUCUACCAGACAUGGGAUUUCAUAUAACCCGAGUGUGGGUAGCCGACAUGUUCUAAAUAAAAGCACUAUUCAGCCACGUUUGGGUUCACGGGAGGUUCUAGGUGUGCAUAAUACUGUAAUUCGAAGGGAUCGGUAUGUUAAGAUUAGGAACUGGGGUUCCCAAUUUGUCCCUUCCAACAUAAUGUCCGAAAGAGUUGACACUGAAGUUACCUCAACAAUGAAUCGCACCUCAUAUGUUCCGUCUGAAAACAUUAUUUCUGCUCAUGCCUCACAGGUUCGACAAAGUCCUGCUUCAGUUACAACAUCAAACGAAGAAACUCAAAUCCCAUUAACCGGCAAAAAGAUUGUUUCGACGCAAGUUUAGUAACAUAUACACAUCAGAUCUCCUCACAGCCGAGUAUGGACUCUGUUUUUACGAACUCAGCACCCUCCCUAUCCUCAGCAAACAGUCGAUGUGUUCCUCAGUCAAAUGUAUACGAAGAUAUCAAUCAUGUUCAGAAUCAAAAUCGUCCUGCAACACAUAAUGGAUUUUCAGAUUUUGACAUUAGUUAGGUGGAUGACAUCGGUCAAAGCAAUCAACCACCUUCUGCUGAUUAUGUACAAUUUCAAACUUCAGGGUCCACAAGUGGGGAAGGACCAUUCAACGUAAAAGAGGGAGAUAAGUCGUACUACAAUGAGCUCGAGAGCUUCCUUUUGGAUGGCCAUUGUCCUUCAGAAGGGUAUCUUACUGCAGGACUUAAUGCACCGUCUCCUCCCGAUCAUAUAUCUCUCGAUACUGGUAUGCUUUUCUUUGAUAUCGAAAGCUCUUGGGAUCGUCUAACUCGUGCAUAGCGGAUUAGCAUUUGCAUGUGCAUGUUCUAAAGAAGUAAUCUGUUCAUUGCUCUACAGUAGACCUUGAAAGAGAAGUAAUCCACAGGUUGCUAUUCUGCUGAGGGGAACUCGGACCUCGGAUCGAAUUGAGUUUAUUUAGUUCAUAUAAUCAUCUUUAGAAGUAUGACUCCCAAUAGUCUGGAGUUGAAAUCUUGAAAUUGGCAACUAUCUUUAAAUUCCCUAGUUAUGGUUUCCUUUGUUUUUAGAGCUUGAGGAGGCCGGAUGAUGUACAAG